AUGGGCAUGUCGCGCAACAACACCUUCAAUGGCCAAACCAUGAGCAACCCGACACUACUUCAACGCCGUGCGAGCGCGUCUCUCGGGUUCGGGCCACAACAAUUGUCGAGCGAGGUAGAUGCUAGGCGCAUGUCGUCGACGGCAGAUCAAGGAGCCAUGAAUCCGCCGUCCGCGGCCAGAUCUGGCAGUUUCAUGGGAUUUCAACCUCCACAGCAGCUCAACAACUUUUCGAUGUUGGAUACGUCUAACAUGGGUAAUAUGAUGAAUGAUGGCAACGACUUUCCGAAUUUAUCUCCCGAUGCUAUGGGUAACCUGGUCUCUGCUCAGUUUGCCAAUAUCAACAUGGGGCAGAUGUUCCCUAAUGCUGAUCCAGGCUCGGGCGCCGCCCUUGCUGGUCAGACUUCUUCAACCGCUAUGCCGAUUUCCAUGCCCUCCAACGACACCAUGCAGUUCAACAAUGCUGCGCAAUACGAUGCCUUCACCAAUCGACCAGACAAUGCAGUUUCAGCUCCUCGUCAAAUUAAUCAGCUGGAACAACCACAGAAUCCAGCUCAUGAUUCAAGGAUUGUCGCUGCGGCUCCUAAUGUUGAUCAAGCGAUACCAGCACUUUCCCACGAAUCAUCCGCCGGUACCGCUGUUUCGUCCGCUCAAGAAAAAUCAUCCUCGACCGCAGCUACUCAGCCAAGCACCUCAUCUGUCGCUACGACCCCGAACCCUUCAGCGAACUCGAGGGAACUUCGUGAGAAGUCAAUCUAUUCUAAGAGCGGCUUCGAUAUGCUCAAGGCACUGUGGCUCGUUGCUUCCAGGAAAAACCCCAAAAUUCAUCUAGGAGCAGUCGACAUGUCGUGUGCGUUUGUUGUGUGCGAUGUCUCUAUGAAUGACUGCCCGAUCAUUUAUGUCUCUGAUAACUUCCAAAACUUGACUGGGUACAGUAGCCACGAUAUUGUUGGCCAAAACUGCCGUUUUCUUCAAGCACCUGAUGGGAAUGUGGAGUCUGGGACCAAACGCGAAUUUGUUGACAACGGCGCAGUCUUCAAUCUGAAGAAAAUGGUACAAGAAAGGCGAGAGGUCCAACAAAGUCUCAUCAACUAUCGCAAGGGCGGCAAGCCUUUUCUUAACCUUCUCACUAUGAUCCCGAUACCCUGGGAUACAGAUGAAAUCCGUUACUUUAUUGGGUUUCAGAUUGAUCUAGUUGAGUGUCCUGAUGCUAUUGCGGGUUCUGAAUUUGGGGGCGUUGCCGUCAAUUACAAACACAGCGACAUUGGCCAGUAUAUAUGGACGCCGCCGUCUUCCGCGUUCUGGGAGGCCGACAACGGCCAGACUUUGGGCGUUGACGACGUUUCAACCAUUUUGCAACAGUUCAAUGCCAAGGGCAUCGCAUCAGACUGGCAUCGGCAGUCUUGGGACAAGAUGCUUCUCGAGAACUGCGACGACGUGAUCCACGUCCUAUCCCUGAAGGGUCUCUUUCUCUAUCUCUCCCCCGCCUGCAAACGCGUUUUGGAAUAUGAUGCUGCAGAAUUGGUUGGAAACUCGCUAUCAUCCAUCUGCCAUCCCUCCGAUAUUGUUCCUGUUACACGAGAGUUGAAGGAUGCGACCACUGGAGACCAAGUCAAUAUUGUGUUCAGGAUCCGGAGAAAGCAGAGUGGAUACACAUGGUUUGAGAGCCAUGGAUCUCUCUACGUCGAGCAAGGUAAAGGCCGCAAAUGCAUCAUUCUUGUUGGCAGGAAACGCCCUGUAUUUUCCCUCAGUCGCCGGAACAUUGAGUCCAAUGGCGGCAUUGGUGACAGCGAGAUGUGGACUAAACUUUCGACUUCCGGGACUUUCCUCUACGUAUCGUCAAAUGUGCGAUCUCUUCUUGACUUGCAGCCGGAAUCGCUCGUCGCCACAAGCAUUCAAGAGCUGAUGCGUAAAGAUUCGAGACCGGAAUUUGGCCGCACACUGGAAAAGGCGCGGCGCGGAAAGAUUGUGACGUGCAAACACGAAGUCCUAAACAGGCGAGGGCAAGGCCUCCAAGCUCAAACCACACUCUAUCCUGGAGAUGCUGCUGAGGGGCAAAAGCCGUCUUUCCUGCUUGCUCAGACAAAACUACUGAAAGCAUCGUCAAGGUCCCUGGCACCAGCCACUUCAACAGCGGGUUCUACUACCAGUAGAUCAGUACGUGGCCAAAUCUCUCAACCUGCAGGCGGCGGUUUGGCUCUAGGGAAUCAGGACGAAGCACUAGCAUCCGACGACAAUAUAUUCGAUGAGCUGAGGACAACCAAAUGCUCCAGCUGGCAGUUUGAGCUGCGCCAAAUGGAGAAGAGGACCCAGUGGUCAACGGGAUCUCUGCAACAGCUGCGGCCUGCGCUGGGCCAAACAAAUGGGCAGAGUCUCCCCGCGAAACUCAGUGCGCAAUGGGGAUAG
Messenger RNA from Akanthomyces muscarius, 2403 nucleotides. RefSeq lists its product as uncharacterized. Gene Ontology annotation, cellular component: nucleus. The transcript is spliced from 3 exons. Lineage: Eukaryota; Fungi; Ascomycota; Sordariomycetes; Hypocreales; Cordycipitaceae. The record is from RefSeq and is a predicted model, not a curated record. The coding region runs from base 1 to 2403 and encodes 800 amino acids. Gene Ontology annotation, molecular function: protein binding.